AAGGUGUUUUUCCUUUCCCUCCAGAUCAAUCCAGGAUCUUCUACCAAAAUGCUUCUUUUGUUGUUGGGGAUCAUUGUACUGCACGUGUCAGUUCUUGUCCUUCUCUUUGUAUCUACAAUUGUCAGUCAAUGGCUCACUGGCAAUGUGCGCACAACAGACCUUUGGCAGAACUGCACCCUGGGAUCAUCCGCCUCAGAUGUAUUUCAUUGCUCAACAUCAUCCCCAAAUGAAUGGCUGCAGUCUGUCCAAGCUAUGAUGAUCCUGUCCAUCAUCUUCAGUGUUUUGUCUUUGCUUCUGUUCUUCUGCCAGCUCUUCACUCUCACUAAGGGUGGACGGUUCUACCUUACUGGCAUUUUCCAGAUUCUUGCUGGCCUGUGUGUGAUGAGCGGUGCUGCCAUCUUCACAGUGAGACACACAGAUUGGCAUCACUCUUCAGAGAACCUCUCUUUCGGUUUCACUUACAUCCUAGCCUGGGUAGCCCUUCCGCUGGCCCUCAUCAGUGGGGUGAUUUAUGUCAUCUUGAGGAAGCGUGAAUGAAAGGUCAAAUGAGACUGCUGUGAAUGGAGCUCUUGGGACAAGGGGGUGUCCAAGAAUUAGAAAAUGAAAAAUGGAAUUUAACAACAACAACAAAGUAAACCCAAGAAAUAAAAUAAAAUAAACCAAACUGAAAGAAAAGUUACUGUGUUCAUUGAAGAUGUAUAUAGUAUCUAUGGUUUUAAGAAAAACCUAUUUAUAACACUUUUUACAUAUAUGUACAUAGUAUUGUUUGCAUUUGUUUGUUUGACCUGCCACCAUGUUCAAACGUAAAGAAAGUGCCUAAGAACUCUUACUUCUAACAGUAAAUUUAGAGUGUCAUUUUUGCCCCCUCCUGCUGUGGAAGCAAAUGGAUCCCUCCUCCAAAGCUUUCCACUUCCCAACCCCAACCUGAAGACAAAUUAAAAAAUCAGGUUGGGAAGGAAAAGCUGUCACUGCACUGAUGGUGGCUGAUGCUUUCACUAGCCCACGUUGACCAACUGAUAGAGGCAAAUGUUAAAUGGAAGCAAGAAGAGUAUCUACUAGAAUGUAGAUGAUGCCUCAGACAAAGAGUGAUGGAGUCAGGCUUCAUGCUAGCCAAUAUGUGGCGUAAUAUGUGGACCACAGACUCAUUGUGACAUCCUGCAGUAAUACUGACUUCCUCCUGUGUUACAGUCUCCAUGUUUGACACCAUGAACUUGUCAGAAAAAAGUCAUCCUCAAUAACUAUUCCCAGAGGUGAAUGCCACCCACUGUUGCUCAUUGCAUGCAUUAAGUCCCAUUGAAUUAAGCAUGUUUCAGAAUAUCUAAGACUAGCGCAGAGGCUGAGGUAAAAUAAAGUGAAUGUGAAUGAGGGGGGAAAAAGAUCAAGUCAGUUUAUAACCAUCCCAAAUGGCUGUCUUCCUGUUGGGAUUGGUAGACAAUGACUUUUUAAAAAGCAUUUUCCUCACCUUUACUUGAGAAAUAAGCUAAAGUAGAGAAAAUGAAUGAAAUGUGGCAAGCUCUGAACCCUUCCCCUACACCUCUCUAUGAAAUUGAAUACUAUAUCUAUGAAAUGGUGCUAUCUAUUUACCAUUCCUUAUAUUGUUAAGCCAUUUAACCUUUACUCACUGGAAAGUAAGAUAACAAUUUUAUGAAUAAACCAAGGAAUAGGAAUGAUAAAUAAUUCUGUGUAAUAUAUACAGCCUAUAACUGCUUUUGUACUUAUGAAGGUUGCUAUUAUUAUUACUAUUAUUUUUUUAAAUAAAGCAUUUAUAACCAAAAUGUUUUCUCCCCCCCCCCCUUCUUCACUGUCAAGAUGGAAGUAAGCCAAUCUUAUGGACCCCAUAGGAUCCUCCUAGUUCCUCUGUAAUUCUUUUCUAUGCUUCCAAAAGUGUGUCUGGCAAUGAACUCUGUUGGCAGCCACAUGUAGGAUGUGUAAGUGGUGCCUUUUGAUGCUAAGACUCCAGACAUUAUGAUAUGAUUAUUUUGCUUUGCCCUUCUGAUUUUAUACCAACUGUGUGGACUAAGAAGCAACAAAAUAAAAGUCAGAAUAACUCAAA
Molecule: messenger RNA, 2053 nt
Organism: Heteronotia binoei (common prickly gecko)
Lineage: Eukaryota; Metazoa; Chordata; Lepidosauria; Squamata; Gekkonidae
Gene: PMP22
Product: peripheral myelin protein 22
Exons: 4
Coding region: 49-537 (162 amino acids)
Cellular component (GO): plasma membrane
Source: RefSeq, a predicted model, not a curated record